Aspergillus fumigatus Af293 is the source of this 1251-nucleotide messenger RNA. Its product is annotated as putative extracellular arabinanase. Gene Ontology annotation, biological process: carbohydrate metabolic process. Lineage: Eukaryota; Fungi; Ascomycota; Eurotiomycetes; Eurotiales; Aspergillaceae. The record is from RefSeq and is a predicted model, not a curated record. Gene Ontology annotation, molecular function: hydrolase activity, hydrolyzing O-glycosyl compounds.
AUGCUUUACUCCACUCCCGCGUUGGCGUUGCGACUUGCAAGCUCAUCAUUGGGCCGAAUCGCGACAUUGCCUGCGGUGGGAUUACGCUUUGGGCCACUGUGCAUGGCCAGCCCCAAUCCUACCGACUCUGCACCCAGGUCAUCUGCGGCACCAAGGGGUCGCCUGGAUGAGGGAGAUCUUGGCUUGCGGGAGGUUGCCGUGACUGCUGCGAUGGCUGCAUUCAGUCCAAAGGCUGAGAGAAUAUGGGGUAAUCUCCGAGAGAUUCCUCUGGCACCGAUUUUCGUCAUGUAUCUAUAUACUCUCAUCCUCCUCUUCCUGGCAUCCGCCAACGUCAAUGCCUACGCAAACCCCGGUGCCUGCUCCGGCAACUGCUGGACCCAUGAUCCCGGUCUGUACCAGCGUAAAUCCGACGGGAAAUACUUUCGCUUUGCAACGGGUGGCGGCAUCCAUAUAGCCUCGGCGGACAGUCUGGAGGGCCCGUGGACGGACGACGGCUAUGUCCUACCCAGCGGCUCUAUCAUCGACCUAGACGGCAAGACCAACCUCUGGGCCCCCGACCUGCACUACCACGAUGGGACAUACUACCUCUACUACGCGGUUUCCUCGCUCGGCUCGCAAAACUCGGCCACUGGAGUUGCAACCUCCAAGACCAUGGAAGCGGGCAGCUGGACCGACCACGGCACGACCGGCAUCGAGUCCACGCCCUCCAGCCCGUACAACACCAUCGACGCCAACUGGAUCGCCGUCGGCGGCACCCAGUACGUGAAUUUCGGCUCCUACUGGAAUAACCUGUUCCAGGUGGAGAUGGAGAACGGUCUCAAAGUGAAGAGCGGCGCCACGCCGCACCAGAUCGCCUAUAAUGCCAGCGGAAUCCAUCGCCAGGAGGCGGCCUUCAUGUUCGAGCGCAACAAUUACUUCUACCUGACUUUCUCCGGGGGCAUUGCGCUGGGUUACAACGAUACGUGGCCGGCUCCGGGCGAGGAGUACUUCAUCGCGGUUUGUCGGUCGACUUCGGCAACGGGAGGAUUCGUGGACAAGAACGGUGUUUCGUGCCUGAACAGCGGAGGAAGCCUUCUGCUCUCCAGCCAUGAUUUUGUCUACGGUCCCGGCGGACAGGGCAUCCUCCAGGACUCAAGCAAGGGGUUUGUCUUGUACUACCACUAUGCGGACACGCGCAUCGGCAAGGCCGUCGAGGACUAUCAGUUUGGAUGGAACCAGUUGAAGUGGGAGAACGACUGGCCUAGUGUUUGA